Molecule: messenger RNA, 366 nt
Organism: Aspergillus calidoustus
Lineage: Eukaryota; Fungi; Ascomycota; Eurotiomycetes; Eurotiales; Aspergillaceae
Source: the annotation of a GenBank genome assembly
AUGGGCUCUGCAAUUAUCAUUCCCAACAUCGCAAACGGAGAAUCCACUGGUCCCGAGUUGAAUCCCACUGAUGAGUCUCUGGGCCGGGUUACCAGUGAUUCCGCCUGCUGUGCUGCAGCCGACCUCCUCGGUUGGUCCUUGAUGCCACAAUCAACAUUCAAUGAACGACUAGGACGACUGGAUGGCGGGGAUGACGAUCAAGCCCCUGGGGGCAAACAAGCCAUCGUGGAAUGGCGAAAACAUGUGCCUCUGUCCCCUGAUGUUGAUGAGCAGCUUGAAUCAUCUCAUGUUCUAGACCUACUUCUUGAGAUAGCAAAAUGGCACAGUCUGGUCAACGAUGGUCCGUUGGACCGUGAUAACACUUAA